Messenger RNA from Archocentrus centrarchus (flier cichlid), 1231 nucleotides. It is a transcript of the gene fkbp1aa, whose product is annotated as FKBP prolyl isomerase 1Aa. Bases 106 to 435 code for a protein of 109 amino acids. Gene Ontology annotation, molecular function: peptidyl-prolyl cis-trans isomerase activity. The transcript is spliced from 5 exons. Gene Ontology annotation, biological process: protein peptidyl-prolyl isomerization. The record is from RefSeq and is a predicted model, not a curated record. NCBI's taxonomy places the organism in Eukaryota, Metazoa, Chordata, Actinopteri, Cichliformes, Cichlidae. Gene Ontology annotation, cellular component: sarcoplasmic reticulum membrane; cytoplasm.
AUUUUUCCUCCAUCCGUGCCCACCCGCUCGUCAGUAGGCCGCCCAUGCCUCCAGCUUCCGUUCGCAUUCUAGGGUGGUCCAGAGGAAAGACACAGCGGAGCGAAAAUGGGAGUAGAAAUUCAGACAAUAACUGCGGGCGACGGCCGGACUUUUCCUAAGAAGGGGCAGCGCGUCGUGGUGCACUAUGUCGGCACACUGGCAAACGGAACAGUGUUUGACUCUUCGAGGUCCCGGGGGAAGCCGUUCAAAUUCAAGAUUGGACACCAGGAGGUGAUUCGUGGAUGGGAGGAAGGAGUAGCCCAGAUGAGUGUGGGUCAGCGGGCAAAGCUUAUUUGCUCACCGGACUAUGCCUAUGGCAGCAAAGGUCACCCAGGGAUCAUCCCACCAAACGCCACUCUCACCUUCGAUGUGGAGCUGAUUGGUCUGGAAGCCUGAAACUUGUGCACUCAGCUUUGUUUAAUUCCAGUCAGAUUUUCAGGGUUGACUCCUAUCUUGGGAACAUGGAGGAAAAGGUUAACUGAUGAUUCCUGCUCUCGAUUCCUGCAUAGGACGUAUGUCUGUUGUUACACUAUUUCACUCUCCUUUACAUUUAGAUACAAGUCCUGUUUUUUUUUUCUUUUUUUGUCACUUGCUUUAAAAUUUUAUCCCUCAUAUUAUACUUUAGAUUACAUAAAGUAAUAAGUCAUAGGCCUUCCAAUCACAUGUAUUUUGUCAUAUUCUGCUUUCUAUUUGUAUGGUCUUUUUUUUUUUUUUUUUUUUUUGGACUUAAAAUUUACUUCCUUGCCUCAGUUUGAUUAAAUGCAUCUGCCACCAGGACCACGUUUUAAAUCAAGUGUCAUAAGUACUGAAUCAGUCUCAUUCCUGUGGCUCUGUGGCCUUUACAAUAAAAUUGUAUUGAUUGCGGGUAAUGUCUUGAUUCAAAAUAAGAAUAAAUUGUUUGACACAAUAUUUCUACAAAUUACUUUUGUGAUGUACUUGGGGUGGGCGGGAUUGAAAAAUGCACAGAAUAUGUUGUAAUCAGGGGCUCAAAAUUCAAACAUCAUUUUCAUGAAAAGCCUACAGGACUCUGCACAUGAAAGAUUUUUGUCUGUCUUAAUUUAUGAGCCAAAAAUACCUGCUUGCUUUAAUAUCCACAGCUGAAAAACACUUGUCCUCUUGGCCGAACGAAGAAAAUAUUCCUCGAGGCCUGUGGCUUUCUUUGAAUACAAUAAAAGAGUGACUUUAACUAAAA